Protopolystoma xenopodis is the source of this 1002-nucleotide messenger RNA. Lineage: Eukaryota; Metazoa; Platyhelminthes; Monogenea; Polystomatidea; Polystomatidae. The record is from the annotation of a GenBank genome assembly.
ACGCUCUGCUGGUGCGUUUUUCCACCAGCCUGUCAGAGCCGCGCCGAAGGCAGCGCCUCAUUCGUCUCGAUGCUGUUGCACAAGCUUGAAGCCGAGUUGAAAUGUCCCGCCUGCCAUCAGCGCUUCCAGAUACCGCUCCUGUUGCCGUGUGGCCACUCCCUUUGCUGCGCUUGUGCAGAUCGCCUCUUCCUCGCCUCUCUACACGCCGACUGCGCAGGCACCGGCUCGCCGAGGUCGUCCGCAGCCGAGGAGGCGAGAAGCGCCGCCUUUCAGACCGCCAGAGCCGGGCACUCCGUCGCCAACUGCGUCGCCAACUCGACCGCCAAACCCAAUUGCCCCACGUCGAAUAGUCUGCCGAGUCCGGGCGUCGGGAAGACGAACCAAGUGACCAGCGCACCGCACAGCACACACAGCGGCAGCGAAGAUGCCGUCAGCGAGGCCGACUCGGGCGUGGUCGUGAUGAGCUGUUGUCAUGGUGAGACGUUGGCUGUGUCACCGGUCGUGAGGUCGUCGGGCAGCGACUGCCUGCUGCCCGGUUGCCAGGCCAGUAGUGGUGUCAUCUGCAGCCUCGUCUGUCCGGUGUGUCAGUGUCCGGUACCGCUGCCGGCGGCGUCAAAGUGCGCCAGCCUGUCGGAAUGGUUGCCACGCAACCGAGCUCUCGAACGUCUCGCCUCUCGAGUCCUCAUCGACGUGGACGCCGCCGGACACGAGGACGUCGAGUCGCCGUUGGGCCGAUUCUGCCAGCUCUGCGAAACCGACGGCGACGGCGACGGCGACGCCGACGCCGAACCGACCGAGGCCGAGACAGACACCGAAGUCGAGGCGUCUGGCCACGCGCUGUCAGGACAAGCGACGGGCCAUGGCAACCGGACGACUCGUGGCUCGCCUCCGGCCCGACGACUGGCCGGUUCGGGUCCGUGUCUGGCCGUGGCAUUUUGUGAACAAUGCGAGGUCCGCUACUGUUCCGUCUGCCUGGCGCGUUGGCAUCCGGCCAGAGGCCCU